This is a messenger RNA of Rhizophagus irregularis DAOM 181602=DAOM 197198, 2068 nucleotides long. NCBI's taxonomy places the organism in Eukaryota, Fungi, Glomeromycota, Glomeromycetes, Glomerales, Glomeraceae. The record is from RefSeq and is a predicted model, not a curated record.
CUUUUAAAAUGAUACGCGUCUAAAUUCGGACUUUCGUAGAAAAAUAUUUAUAUAUAUAUUUUAUUUUUCGAGUCAAUAUUAGUGAGAUCAACUACAAUUUCACUUAAUAUUCCAUAAAGUAUGCGUAUAAUAACGUGGAAUGUUAAUGGGAUAAGGUCAAUUACAAACUAUUAUCCAUGGAGCAAGCAUAAGGAUUAUAAGCAAGUACUGGAUACGCUCAACGCUGAUAUAAUUUGUUUUCAAGAAACAAAAAUUACUUUAGAUAAGUUAGAUUCUUCAUUGGCAAUAGUACCAGGAUAUGAUGCUUAUUUUUCUUCUUCGAGAGGAAAAGGUGGAUAUGCUGGGGUCGUCAUCUAUGUAAAGACAAGUGUCAUAAGACCUAUUGCAGCUGAGGAAGGAAUCUCCGGUAUUCUAAACGAAGUACCAGCGAAUGCUAAAUCGAAAGAUGUAACGACGGCAGGAAUCGGACCCAGUAUUAUUAGUGAAUUUACAACUGAAGAAUUGUUGGAAAUAGAUUCAGAAGGUCGAUGUGUUAUCCUUGAUUUUGGGAUAUUUGUAUUGUUCAAUGUCUACUGUGUACACGAAUCAUCCCAAGGGCGACUUCCUUACAAACUAAGAUUCUAUAAUAUUCUACAAAGACGUGCAGAAGCUCUACUUGAUUCUGGGAGAGAAGUUAUAAUUGUUGGAGAUUUGAAUGUAACACAUCGAGUAAUUGAUCAUUGUGAUCCUCAAAAAUCAAUUAAGGAACAUGGUUUAAAAUCUUUUGGUGACCAUCCGGCAAGAAAAUGGCUUGACAGUUGGAUUUCACCGAACGGGCCAAUGAUUGAUUUGUGUAGGAAGUUUCAUCCGGAUGAAGAAGGAUUAUUUACAUGCUGGAAUACAUUAAUCAAUGCAAGGCCAAUAAAUUAUGGAACACGUUUAGAUUAUAUACUUGUUAGUGAAGGCUUAACUAAAUGGUUCAAGUCAUGCAAUGUAGAACAAGACAUUAUGGGGUCAGAUCAUUGUCCUGUCUCUUGUGAAUUGUUUGAUGAAAUAUAUGAAGGAGAUAAUAAACUUUCCUUACUUAAGGAAAAUACUUUAAUGACCCUAACACCUAAGCUCUGUGCAAAAAAUUUGGUAAGGUUUUCUGGGAAGCAACAAACAUUGAAAAGCUUUUUUAUCAAACAGGAGAUAAAAGAAAAAGAGGCACAGGAAAGGAAAUCAGUAAAGACAAGUAAUGAUAACAUUGUUGAAAAUAUUCCUGAAACUUUAACUAGUAAUACAAUACCAACAGAUUCAUCAAUUGACAUCUCUGAAGGUUUAAAAGAGCAAUCGGAAAUUAAAAGGAAGUCAGGCCAAGCUUCGGUUAUUAAAGUUCAAAAAGCUAAAGCUAAUUCUUCCAAACUUAUUAAGGAAAAAAGUAGCAAAGCACAGGCAAAGUCAAAAUUAUCAUAUCCAACCAAUCAAGUAUCUUUAAUAUCAUUGUUCAAAAAAGCUUCUCAAGAUACACCACCAGAAAAAAAGUUAGAGGAAGUAACAAAAUCGAUAGAACUGAAAGACUCUCAAGGUUUACAAGAAAAGAGUACUAUUUCAGAAAAUAUAUCAGAUUCUUCAAAUUCUUUUGAAGAAUCUUUAGAUGAUAUUAUUAAUAAUGUUGAAGAUGAGUGCAUAGAAGUUUCUUCCAGCAAUAAUAAAAGUGAUAUACAAUCUCAAUGGAACGCUUUGUUUAAACCACGGCCUAUUCCAAAUUGUAUUGGACAUGGAGAGCCAUGUAAGGAAUAUACAGUCAACAAACCAGGGAUAAAUCAGGGAAGACGAUUCUACUUGUGUUCAAGACCCGUCGGAAACUCUCAAGAAAGUCGGUGUAAAUUUUUUGAAUGGACUAAUGGAAAUAAGCUAAAGUUAUCAAAAUCUGUAAAAAGAUAUUCUGAUCAAAAGCAAGAUAAUGGGUUAAAUAAAAAGAAACGAGAUUUUUAAUUUUUGUUAGUAUGAUUAAUGAGCGUAUUAAUUAAAUUCAAUGGCUCUAUAUACUUUUUAAUAUAUGUUGGUACAACUAAUGUAUUUAUCCAAUAGUUUUUUAUUAUUAUUG